GUCUCAAACGAGGGGAUAUGGAUUAAUCUCGUCAGCAUUUAAUUAUUCCAUCAGCUGUAAUUUUGAAAAUCAUAAAUGCUCAUUUACAACAGUGAAAAUAUCUAUAGGCUUUUAUUUAUUCCGGCGGAGGAUUGCACAGUGAUUUUCUCUCGGUGAACUAAUUCUUUAACCCUCAUUGAACCGCACUGGUAAUAAGUGACUGUAACACACCUUCACCAUGCUGACGAGACUUUUCCGAAUCCACGGCCUCUUCGUGGCCUCCCACCCUUGGGAAGUCAUUGUGGCUACCGUAACCCUUACCAUCUGCAUGAUGUCCAUGAAUAUGUUCACUGGAAAUAACCAGAUUUGUGGCUGGAAUUUUGAUUGCCCCAAACUAGAUGAGCAAAUCCUAAGCAGUGAUAUCAUCAUCCUGACAAUCACAAGAUGCAUAGCAAUCGUUUACAUUUACUUCCAGUUCCAAAAUCUUCGACAAUUAGGAUCCAAAUACAUAUUGGGCAUUGCAGGUCUUUUCACAAUAUUCUCCAGUUUUGUGUUCAGCACUGUAGUGAUUCACUUCCUUGACAAAGAGCUGACAGGCCUCAAUGAGGCCUUGCCAUUCUUUCUGCUGUUGAUUGACCUCUCUAAAGCCUGUGCUUUGGCCAAGUUUGCUCUGAGUUCAAACUCACAGGAUGAGGUUAGAGAAAAUAUUGCCAAAGGAAUGGCUGUUUUGGGACCCACUUUCACUCUUGAUGCCCUCGUGGAGUGCCUGGUGAUUGGUGUGGGGACAAUGUCAGGUGUGCGACAGCUCGAGAUCAUGUGCUGCUUUGGUUGCAUGUCUGUCUUGGCCAACUACUUUGUAUUUAUGACCUUCUUCCCGGCCUGUGUUUCUCUUGUAUUGGAGUUGUCUAGAGAGAGCAGAGAAGGCAGACCCAUUUGGCAGCUAAGUCACUUUGCUAGAGUAUUAGAGGAAGAAGAGGACAACAAGCCUAACCCUGUCACACAGAGAGUCAAAAUGAUCAUGUCUCUGGGCUUGGUGAUGGUUCAUGCUCAUAGUCGGUGGAUUGCAGAUCCUGCAUCAAGUGAUGGAACUCUUGAUCUUCCUGAAGUUGGAAUGAGCCUGAAUGAAAAUCUGCCCAAGAGGAUUGAGCCUGACAUGCCCCUGUGGCACUUUUACCUGUCCAGGAUGAUCAGCAUGGACAUUGAGCAGGUCAUCACUCUGGGUCUCGCCCUCUUCCUGGCUGUGAAGUACAUUUUCUUUGAGCAGGUGGAGAUGGAGUCCACUCUGUCCCUUAAAGUGCCCACUCCAAGCUCCAUGCUCACUCAGAAAUGGUCUCCGGAUCAAUGCUGCAGGAAAGAAAUCCCCUAUUCCACCAAGCUUGACAAACCCCCAACUCCCCCUCCAAUUGUUACCAAAGAAGAAAGAGAUUUAGUGAUUCGACCCCUGCCUGCACCGAAAGAACCUGAGCAAAAAAGCACUUUUGUUCUGGGAGAGGAUGAAACUCAGGAAAACACUCAUGUGUCGGAGCCUGUGAUGAGUUUACCUGCUGAACCGAGACCUGUGGAAGACUGUCUGUCCAUUCUGAAAAACCCAGAUAUGGGCGCUCGGUACCUCAGCGAUGAAGAGGUCAUUGUGUUGGUGAACUCCAAGCACAUCCCAGCUUACAAACUGGAGGCCAUGAUGGAGACCCCUGAGAGAGGAGUGAUGAUUCGGAGAAAAAUGCUCAGUCCCAAAUUCCCCGAGCCUUCGACUCUCUCCUGCCUGCCUUAUAAAGACUACGAUUACUCUAAGGUGAUGGGCACAUGCUGUGAAAACGUCAUCGGUUACAUGCCAGUUCCUGUGGGCGUUGCUGGUCCUCUUUUAUUGGAUGGAAAGCAGUUCCAGGUCCCGAUGGCGACAACUGAAGGCUGCCUAGUCGCCAGCACAAACAGAGGCUGCAGAGCGAUAGCUUUGGCAGGUGGUGCUAGCAGUCGUGUUCUUGCAGAUGGGAUGACUAGAGGGCCAGUGGUGCGUUUUCCAUCUGCCUGUCAAGCGGCUGAAGUCAAGGCCUGGCUGGAGAGUCCCGAGGGCUUCAAGACCAUCAAGGAGGCCUUUGACCAGACCAGCAGGUUUGCACGAUUAGAGAAGCUUCUGAUUGGCCUGGCAAGUCGCAACUUGUAUAUUCGCUUUCAGUCCAGAACAGGAGACGCAAUGGGAAUGAACAUGAUCUCAAAGGGCACAGAACAAGCUCUCGCCAGACUGAAGGAGGAAUUUCCAGAGCUCCAGGUUUUGGCUGUUAGUGGAAAUUACUGUACUGACAAAAAACCUGCCGCCAUCAACUGGAUUGAGGGAAGGGGCAAGUCAGUGGUGUGUGAGACCACCAUUCCAGCCAAAGUGGUUAAAGAGAUUUUAAAGACGUCGACUGAGGCUCUGGUGGACGUGAACAUCAGCAAGAAUUUGGUUGGAUCUGCGAUGGCUGGAAGCAUUGGUGGUUAUAACGCUCACGCCGCCAACAUCGUAGCUGCUAUCUAUAUUGCUUGUGGACAGGACCCGGCGCAGACAGUGGGCAGCUCUAACUGUAUCACUUUAAUGGAGGCUUCAGGAGCUACAGGGGAGGAUCUGUAUAUCAGCUGCACUAUGCCCUCCAUUGAGCUGGGCACUGUGGGUGGAGGCACUAACCUUCCUCCUCAACAGGCCUGUUUAAAGAUGUUAGGUGUUCUGGGUGCCAGUCAGGAGUGUCCAGGUGAAAACGCCCGUCAGCUCGCCAAGGUGGUGUGUGCCACUGUGCUCGCGGGAGAGCUGUCACUCAUGUCUGCCCUCGCUGCUGGACACUUGGUCAAAAGUCACAUGACUCACAACAGAUCAAAAGUAAACUUGCAAGAAGCUCCAGGAACAUGCACUAAGCAGGCAUCUUGAGAUGUCGCCUGCUGAAGAUACAGUACAAAGGGACAUUAAGAGAGGGUCUCGUCUACAAGUCGCAAAUAAUAAACAAUACACAUUAUUUUCAGACCGCAACCAAUCCCUUCUUCUCUUAAAAAAAAGAAGUCUGUACAUUCACAUCAGAUGUUAACUGUGGACAUUCAAGGUGAAACUGAGACUGGGAUCAAGUCUACAGCCAGUAUUUCCCAAUCACAUUUGCACAGGAUCACUUGUUUCCAGACCUGUUCUGUUAAGCUUGACUUGCUAUGAAGAGCAAAUCUGAUUUUUAGAUCCACAGGAGACAGUACACACACAUACAGGACACGCAACUUAAUUUAUAUACAAAUAUUUUACAUACAAAUUAUUUUUUUACUGUAUUUUUUUGAUGGUGAUGGCAGCAGGAUGCCAAUUUAAUUUAAUUCUUUUUUGUUUUUGCCAAACUGGAAAGCAACAUAAUACAGAAAGAGAAAUGUGCUCUUUAUUGCACUUGCUAAAGGAAAGGCACUGGAUAGUGUUUACUGUACUACAAUUCGAUAGUUGGUACACAUGUAGAAUACUUCAGAUCGAUUGUGAAAUUGCCAAACGCAGCCGUCAGCAAAGUGCUUCUCAUGUCAGAAUGUACAGCAGUUUUUUUUUUUUUUUUUUUUUUUUUUUACUGUGACAGGAAUGAUCUGAAUGACUUAUGUAACUGGAAUAUUUAAUGUGACGGCACGACAGGACAUGUAUUUUAAAAGGUGCUAUGAUCCUCGUGAUGUUUCAGUUCUUUGUUCAUUUAGUAAAUUCUUUUUGAACAUUCAUAACAAAACACAACUGAACACAUUGUAUUUUUCUAACUGCUUGGAAUGGCUUUUUUCGGUUGUUUUCUACAACACUGAAAGGAAUAAAUGUUUGAACAUUUAUGUUUCAUUCUGAAUACACUGAAGAGAAGCUUUUUAUUGAGUUUUCCCCCAAAGGAACAAUUCAAAAUAUGAAAUAAAUAAUAAACUGCAAAGUUUUGUAUAUUUUUUUAUAAUAAAACAUAUCUAGUG
Molecule: messenger RNA, 3903 nt
Organism: Danio rerio (zebrafish)
Lineage: Eukaryota; Metazoa; Chordata; Actinopteri; Cypriniformes; Danionidae
Gene: hmgcra
Product: 3-hydroxy-3-methylglutaryl-CoA reductase a
Biological process (GO): isoprenoid biosynthetic process; coenzyme A metabolic process
Cellular component (GO): peroxisomal membrane; endoplasmic reticulum membrane
Molecular function (GO): hydroxymethylglutaryl-CoA reductase (NADPH) activity; oxidoreductase activity, acting on the CH-OH group of donors, NAD or NADP as acceptor; NADP binding
Source: RefSeq, marked validated